GGCCGUCAGUCAGACAAUAGAGUGAUGUCGAUAUGCCCUAGCCAUUCGGUGAGCUGCUAUCUCGAAGCACGCGCAGGAGAGUGAUGCACCUCUCAAAGUCCAAUGGCUCUUUCCCCUAACGCUGUCUGCGGGAGCUGCGCCAUGCCUUUGAUGCAAGGCCAUCAUAAUUCACUUCGUUUUGUCAGGAUGCUUCAGCGUCGACUGGAAAGUAGUGGCCUUCGGACGACGCCCGUGGUUGUGUCCUCGCGGGGUUACGAAGAAGCCGUUUCCCAGCUCAACAAGCUUCAAAGUAAUGUACAAGCGAUCGAGGAGUCGGUCAAGUUGCGACAGACGACGGCUCCCCUGACAUACACAAAGUGCUCGAACUAUCUCCAUGCUCUCGGCAUCGAGCAAAAGCAGCUCACUGCUAUGCGAGUCGUGCACGUGAGCGGCACGAAAGGCAAAGGCUCGACAUGUGCAUACACGGAAUCCAUUCUGCGCUCGUACGGCUAUAAGACAGGCUUCUACUCGUCGCCUCAUCUGGUCGCAGUUCGGGAACGGAUACGAAUCAACGGAAAACCGAUCAGCAAGGCUAUAUUCGCCAAACACUUCUGGCACACCUUCGACAUCCUGACGGACUUCGAGCAGCGUUCCGGUGAGAAGGUUCCGAUGUACUUCGCUUUUCUCACCAUGAUGGCUUUCCGAGUAUUCAUGCACGAGAAAGUUCAUGUCGCGGUCGUAGAGGUGGGGAUCGGCGGCGAAUAUGAUUGGACGAAUGUUGUUGACCAACCCAGCGUGGUCGGGAUCACCUCUCUCGGUUUGGAUCACACCAGGUUGUUGGGUGACACGAUUGAGCAGAUCGCAUGGCACAAAGGGGGUAUCAUGAAAUUUCUCGUGCCCGCUUUCACGGUGACACAGCCGGCUUCGGCCAUGGAAGUUCUGCAGAAAAAAGCAAUCGAGCGCCGUUGCCACCUAUACUGCGUGCCAUCCCUCCACCUCUACGACACGAAGGAAACUUUCGUCAAAUUGGGUAUUCCCGGAAAAGUACAGAUGGAGAACGCUUCGUUGGCAAUUCAGCUCGCUCACUUCUGGAUUAAGAAGAACGACCCCCUUCGCUUCCCGCACGUCGAAUGGGGAGUCACGCCCAGAGAGGAUGUGUGGAACUUCUCCUACGCCGAGACCGACCGAACUCUAGCCCGACCAUUCGCACUUCCAAAGGCCACCAUGGAAGGGUUAACUCAGUGUCGGUGGCCGGGACGAUGUCAGCUGCUAGUGCAGGGGAAUACGUCGUACUUCCUCGAUGGUGCGCACACACUAGAGUCCAUGGAAGAAUGUGCGCGAUGGUUCGUAAAAUGUCACAAAACUGCAUCGAAACGUUACAAAAUACUCGUGUUCCAUUGUACAGGGGAUCGCAACAAUCAGACCCUGCUGAGUCACCUCGGGGGUAGCGAAUUCGACUGUGCAAUAUUCACGCCAACACGCACUCACAUCGAGAGUUCGAUCUCAAGUGAUAAUUCGAACUUUACUGUGAAUAUCGAAAAGGAACGAAUGAAGUGUCUCGACGAUGAGCAAGUUUUCCUAAAACUUGUGAGGGAGCGUCCCGUGCAAACUAAUGUUGUUUCGUGCGUUGCUGAAGCUGUUCAUCUGAUCAGGAUGAUCUCCAAAGAGAAGCUCGAAAAGAGUAUCAAAGUAUCAGCUCUAGUAACCGGCAGCCUUCACCUUGUCGGUAACACGCUGUCGAUAAUCGACCCCGAUUCGGAAUGAUACCAAAAACGAUCGGUAUCUCAAUGCCGGAGGGAAGCAGGGAAUAUCGAUCCUUCACUCUGCAUUCGGGUCAGAGGAAACUUUCGGAGCUACCGAAUUUUUGUGAGCGAUGCCAAGGACUUAUCCAGUACGUUUCGAGUUCGGUCUCGAGAAGCUUGUAGUAUUUCAGAUAACAUCGACCGAUGUUUUGUAUAUGACACCUCGAUUAUGGAAUAAAUGUU
Molecule: messenger RNA, 1964 nt
Organism: Galendromus occidentalis (western predatory mite)
Lineage: Eukaryota; Metazoa; Arthropoda; Arachnida; Mesostigmata; Phytoseiidae
Product: folylpolyglutamate synthase, mitochondrial-like
Exons: 1
Coding region: 103-1743 (546 amino acids)
Biological process (GO): tetrahydrofolylpolyglutamate biosynthetic process
Cellular component (GO): mitochondrion; cytosol; cytoplasm
Molecular function (GO): ATP binding; tetrahydrofolylpolyglutamate synthase activity
Source: RefSeq, a predicted model, not a curated record